Messenger RNA from Rhineura floridana, 2918 nucleotides. It is a transcript of the gene KIRREL2, whose product is annotated as kirre like nephrin family adhesion molecule 2. Gene Ontology annotation, biological process: cell-cell adhesion. Gene Ontology annotation, molecular function: cell adhesion molecule binding. Lineage: Eukaryota; Metazoa; Chordata; Lepidosauria; Squamata; Rhineuridae. The record is from RefSeq and is a predicted model, not a curated record. The coding region runs from base 1 to 1725 and encodes 574 amino acids. The transcript has 12 exons. Gene Ontology annotation, cellular component: cell-cell junction.
AUGGGUCAGGGAAAGAGCUGGUCCCGCUACUCCAUUGUUGGAGACGCCUCAGCUGGGCAGCACAACUUGCGGAUUGACUACGCUGAGCUGGACGAUGAUGCUGUCUAUGAAUGCCAGGCCACACAGGCAGCGCUGAGAUCCCAGCGGGCCAAGCUUACUGUACUCAAUCCUCCCGUUGUAAUGCUGUCGGUGCAGCCGCAAACUGUCCCCGAAGGUGGCAAAGUGAGCUUCCUCUGCACAGCCACCUCCAACCCUGAAGUGACAGGCUACAGAUGGGCUAAAGGAGGCGUACCCAUUCCGGAGGCGAAUGGCGACAGCUACGAGGCAACGGUGGAUCAGUCCUUUUUCACAGAGCCUGUGUCGUGUGAAGUGUCAAAUGCUGUGGGGAGCACCAAUGUCAGCACGCUGGUGGAUGUGCAUUUUGGGCCCCGCCUUGUCUCUCAGCCGAAACCCCUCACUGUUGAUGUUGGGGCAGAUGCUUCUUUCACCUGUACCUGGACUGGGAAUCCACCUCUCACCCUGGCCUGGACCAAGAGGGGAUCUAGUGUGGUGCUGAGCAACGGCAACACUCUGCACCUCAAGGCGGUGACGCAGGAGGACGCCGGCAUCUACGUCUGCAAAGCCAUCGUGCCACGCAUUGGCGUGGCGGAGAAGGAGGUGACGCUGGCUGUGAAUGGUCCUCCUAUUAUCAGCGCAGAACCGAGCCAGCAGACUGCGGUGGGGACGAAGGCACGGCUUGAGUGCUUAGUGGGGAGCGUCCCACCCCCCGACAGGAUAGCCUGGACGUGGGGUGAUUGGGUGCUGGACACUGGCUCACUGGACCGCUUCACUGUGGACACCAUGGUGACGGACCAAGGGGUGCUCUCCGUGCUGCUGAUCGACCCAACCCAUGACGCCGACUUUGCCCUGCCUUACAACUGCACGGCUUGGAACCAAUUUGGCGCACGGUCUGCCACUGUCAGCUUGCAGCGCCAAGAAGUCCUGCCCAUCCUGGUUUUGGGCGCGUUGGCUGCCUCCGGGGUUGCGGCUCUCCUGUUCCUGGUGGUCUUUGUCUCUCUCUGCUACCGGCGCAAGCGCUGUGGAAAAGCCAAGCGGGGAACGCAGCUCUCCAAGGCAGACAUCCUAGUGCAGAUCACUACAACUGAGAGCAGCCCCAGCCGGCCGAGUGAGACAGAAGACGAUGGCAAGGAACCUAUGGCCACAAGCACUGAGUCUCCAGCUACAUCCCACACUGAGCACAGCGAAAUCCUAGAGGAUGACGAAGGGAGCCAAGAGCUGAAGGAUCCCACCAAUGGCUACUACAAGGUCCGUGCCCAUGAGGAACCAUGUUUGGGUAGCAGCUUCUCAGAAUACACGCCAGCCCCCCGCCCCUUGUUCGGGGCAACUUCUCUAUACCCUUCCACAGGGCCAGUCCAGCCCAAGCUGUAUGAAUAUGCUCACCGCUACACCCUGGGCACACCUGGCUCCCGGUCGACCUAUGACCCCCAUGAGCGCCUUUUCCCUCAGGAGAGUGUGUACAGUGGGACGGCCUACCUCACUGCCCCCUACAGCCGGGCCUUCACCAGCUACGUCAAACCUAGCAGCUACGAAAAGGCCGAGAGCGGGUAUGAGCAGUCGGACCAGGCCAGCAAGGCCUCUGGCUGUUCGCGUUUCUCUUACACCUCCUUGUCCCAGCAGUCUGACUAUGGGCGCCCCGCUCAUCAGCGCAUGCAGACCCACGUAUGACUCACACCUGCGCCCUGCCAAACUCCAACCCCCUCCAAAGAAAGAAAAAAGGGAACAGACUUAGCUCACUUGUGGCUAACCAAACCACCGGAGUGAUAGACUCGAUGUCCUGGACUCUUCUUGAAGACACCAAAUUCUCAUUGUCAGGGGAAGAUGGCAAGUAAUUUGCUUGGCAAUCCACGGUGACAUCCAAGAAGGCCAACAGCCUGACUGCCAUAAUCUAACUGAGACCAGGCCCAUCCCUUUUGGCUGCAAGGAAACCAAUAUCCUGCCUGCAUUCGUGUCAGGAUGUGAAAAGUGGAUAUUGGCAGAAGGUGCACCGCUUCUGCUGAGACUGAGGACAGAUUGAUUUUCAGGGAUCAUGCCUUGGCCUGGAAGAAUCUGGAUUCAAAAUGGUGGAUAUUGCUGGCUGUUAGACAAAAGCCUUGGUGUAAGAAGCCAGUGGAUGCUCAAAAUGGCGCACAAUAUGGUGCUGAAUCAGCCUCGGCGAUGGGUCUAAGUGAUGCCUGUUCUCUCUCCCCCCCCAACAGAGUUGCCCCAGGGCAGGCCCCUGCCACAAAGGCAAGAUUCUCCGCUGGUCGCAUGAUUCUGGGAAAUCUCUAAGCAUGGGCUCUAGUGCUUGCAUUGAAAAUUUUUCCUGGCUUGAUGCUUUGGUUUAAAUAAUUCCUGCUGACCCCUAUUUACCUGUCCCUUUUAAUUAAAAAGCAAACAAACCAACCUGGUGCCCUGCAUCUAAUGGGAAGGCACCUGCACUACACCAAGUUGACAAGGAGGUGGCAGUAGUGUUCAAUAUUUAUACCAUUUAUAGACUUGCCAGGAAUCUGUUCUUCCGCCCAACCAUUAAAAUUGACAGGACAAUGUUGAAAAUUAAAAUCCAAUUAUUAAAAAAGCCAAGGGUGGAGCAUUAGAGAAUGCAGGAAGCCAAAAGCCAAUGGGAUCUGUUGAUUUCAUUUGUGGGAUUUAAAAAAAAAUAAGUUAUUCCUUGUCAUUACUUUUUGCCUUAAGUGUAUUUCUCUGCUGUUGAUGUUUUUGACUUUUUUCCUUCUUGUUGUUUUGAUCUUUCCAGAAUCACUGGGGGUGGUUUACUUUUUGUUUGGUUUGAUUUCUUUUUGUAUUUUGCUCUUUUAUGAGACUGGGAUUUCCCAGUGGCACACUAUGAUCAUGCCUGCUUGAGUGUGUCAUGCUUUGUAUAA